AUCCAAUCAAAACGCGUACUUUUAAAGGACUGGGAUUUGAAAACCUUAGUGGCGAAAAAUAUAUUCACCCCCCCAAAAAUCGCAAAGCUACGUAAAAUGGAGCCGUUUCACAACGAUAUCUUUAAAAUGUACAUUUACGAGAAUAGGCUGCAGACAUUUGAGGGGUGGCCAUUCGACAAAGACUGCGCUUGCACGCCGGAAAACAUGGCAAAGGCUGGUUUCAUACAUACGCCUUCGGAUAACAGCCCAGAUGUCGCCAUGUGUUUCUUUUGCCUUAAAGAGUUGGAAGGCUGGGAGCCCGAUGAUGACCCAGAGAAGGAGCACAAAUCCCAUUCACCUUCAUGUCACUUCAUUGCCCUGAAGAAGAACGUGGAAGAUCUGACCGUGGAGGAGAUUUUAAAGCUGCAAUUGGAGAAGCACACUUUUGAAGUUAAAAAAUCCUGUAACCAGGCCAUCCAAAAGUUUAAGGAGACAGCCAGUGAGAAAAGAGCAGAAAUAAUCAAGUCAGUUCAGAGUGAAGAUUAGCUAAUGGAGUACACUGGUGUCUCAUUUCUGUAUCUAUUUUGACUUUUGUGUCACUUUGUGUGUCUUCAUUCAUUCAACCUAUUUUUAUUGCUUCACCUCUGUUUAUGCUGACACUCUUUUACUACAAAAUCUGUUUUUCCCCCCCGAUGUGUUUUUAUUGCUUCACCCGUUUAUGCUGACACUCUUACUACAAAAUCUGUUCUUUUUUUUUAUAUAAACAGAUUCUUUUGUUCAGCAUGUCUGUGUAAAUAUAUAAGCGUAAAUGGAAUGAACGCUUCAAUUAGAUUACCGAUGUCUUGUAAAUUUAACAUCCCAGUUUCAAAAGGAUUGCAUAAGGACAUAUUGCGCCCCCUUGUGGAGUCACUUGGCAGAACAGAUGCCAUUUCAAAGCUCACCCACUUGAGGUGAACCAUGACCCUAACCUGCCUCGGCAUCAGAAGCAUCAAGCACACAGUUGGGGACAGAUAAUUACUUCGGAAAUAAUUUAACAGAAGAAAGCAUGCAUGCGAGAUAUUUACCCUAUUUUGUUGUCCUCCCAACAUUUCCAAACACAAUGCAGGGUUGCAACUGAGUAUGUCAUACUGCUAAUUCUCAAUAAGAAGUGACACACAUUUGUUGCACACAUUUCAUUAAGUCUGUCGCUCACAUUCUUUUUCCCCAUACGCGCCAAACCCAAUCAAAGGCUUUGUGUGUUUGUCUGUGCUUGAGAAAAUAAGCAAAUAAACGAGCAGAUAAAGAUAAA
Molecule: messenger RNA, 1267 nt
Organism: Syngnathus acus (greater pipefish)
Lineage: Eukaryota; Metazoa; Chordata; Actinopteri; Syngnathiformes; Syngnathidae
Gene: birc5a
Product: baculoviral IAP repeat containing 5a
Exons: 4
Coding region: 97-525 (142 amino acids)
Source: RefSeq, a predicted model, not a curated record